Molecule: messenger RNA, 4938 nt
Organism: Onychostoma macrolepis
Lineage: Eukaryota; Metazoa; Chordata; Actinopteri; Cypriniformes; Cyprinidae
Product: oocyte zinc finger protein XlCOF6-like
Exons: 6
Coding region: 2333-4720 (795 amino acids)
Biological process (GO): negative regulation of transcription by RNA polymerase II; regulation of cytokine production; regulation of immune system process
Source: RefSeq, a predicted model, not a curated record
AAAAGGUAAAGACAGAAUUGUUCCCAAUGGACAGAUUGAGCGGCAAUAACAAAGUAAACAUAGGGAAUAAUGUUAAGACAAAAAAGAGGGUCUAAAUGUAAGUAUUUGAAUUGCAUAUAAAACUUCAAUCCAUUUGGAUUACACAGUUUUAUCAUGAACAGACACGAGUUUGUUUCUUCAUCAUGUUUGUAGAAAUGCGUCUCUGCAUCAGUGUCUCAGCAAUGGAUGCUCUGCAGUGAAUGGGUGCCGUCAGAAUGAGAGUCUGAUAAAAACAUCACAAUAAUCCACAGCACUCCAGUCCGUCAGUUAACAUCCGGAGAAGACAAAAGCUGAAACAAAUCCACCAUUAAGACGCUUUUAACUAAAAUACGAGUUUGUAAUCUAUGAUAACGCUUUGUUUGGACUCUCAUUCUGACGGCACCCAUUCACUGCAGAGCAUCCAUUGGUGAGCAAGUGAUGUGAUGCUGCAUUUCUCCAAAUCUGAUGAAGAAUGAAACUCAUCUACGUCUUGGAUGGCCCAAGGGUGAGCACCUUUUUAUUUUUUUGGGUGAACUAUUCAUUUAAUUUGACGUAUAUUUGCCCAUUCAUACAUGUGUGAAACUAUCUAUCUAUCUAACUAAAUAAAAUUAAAAUGCAUUUAUUCAAAUUGCUUGGAAUCAGCAUAAAUCUGUUCAUUCUGAAAACUACUGCAUUUAUUCAGUUAAAAAAAAAAAGUAUGAAUUUAAAACCAUUUAAAAUAUGUCUAGUGUUGGAACAAAGAAUAGUCAAUGCAUCUAUUCAGUUUAUGUUAAUAAUCCAAAUGGAUGAACAUUUUAUAUGCAAUUCAAAUACAUAAAUCUUAGAUUUAGGCCUAUAGGAGUGUUUGUACCUAAAUAUUUGGGAGGAGCAAUAGUGCCAAGUUGGUUAUCAAUGACAUUGAUAUCUAUUUACCUAAUUGUUAUUUCCAUUCAAAGCCAUCUUCUUAAACUAAGCUGUUGAAUGUGAUGUUUUGAGAAUUAAACACCAUUUCUGCUGAUACAGAACACUGUGUUUAGUAGCUUGACUAACAAUUGACCUGUCGGUAAGCCCCACCCCUUAGUUACUGUUGCUACUGUCUUGCAGUGACAGCUGUCAGUGUGAAAACCUUGUCGCACGAUGUAUUUGAUCAAUUUUGGACUCAGAAGGACCAUCAUUCAAGUGGGACUUAAAUAUGCCAAGGAGGGAUAAAAGAUUUUAAAAUAAAUAUGUAAAAAUACAGAUCACAAUGCAAACAGGAGAAGUCUCGUCACGAUCACAAUGACAACAUCCCGGAUCAGCACUGUUCAUUAAGAUUAAAUUCAUUUACAUUUAACCAGUUUAAUAAGGAGAGGCAUUGAAAUGUACCUUUGUGUACGUGUUUUUGACCUACACUGCACAAGACGUGAGAACAGUCGCUAUUUAGGUUUGUAGCGUGGACACACUAACUUUAACGUUAGAUGGUUUUAGCCAGAGAUACCUUGCUGAAACGCAAGAUGACACUAAUGUUAUGCAGCUAUAUUUUUUUAUUUUUUUAUGCGAUAUUCCAAAAUGUGCAUAAAAAUAGGUGGAUAGUAUGACAACCAGAAAAUUAACGUGAAAAGCACUUUCCAGUAUUGUUAUUGUGUGCCUACUUUACAGAAAGCAGUCGUCUUUAGGCAUGUGUUAGCUAUUAUUCAUAAAUAACAUAUUUCAGUAAUGUUUAUGAUUAUUCUCUUUUAACAUCACUAAUAUAGUAGUGCAUAUUGUUCUAAUUAUAAAUUAUGAAAUUACCAGAAAUAAAAUAGAGCAAAAUCUUGCACAGACUGAUUUUAUGAGAACAGAACCUGCAGUUUGAAAUCUGACUAUGAGCAUUAUAAAAUGUAAUAUACACUAAUUAUGGGUACUCAAUUUUUUUGGACUUGAUUACGUAUUCCAGAUUACAUGCUACCCAGCACUUGUCACUAUUAAGGGGAAUCAGAAGGGGAUCUGGCGCCCCGAUAUUGCGCAACAGCCCAGUAGGCGGCGACGGCGGCGUGCAAUCGGUCUGCGAACCACCAACGAAGAAGAACAACAGCGCGAUCCGCCAAUAAACGAAAGAAGAAGAACAACAAUAAUACACGCUUUAAAGUCGUGCGGCGCGUUUCAUGUCUGCCAAAUCAAGAAACACACUUUAAAGUGUCGCCAGGUCGGUGUGCCCUUUAACUGUCCUAAAGAAGUAUGCGAGUUGGGCAUAUUCUCAUCUCAUCGUCCUAAACGCGAAGAAGAUUAGUUUUCAAGCAAGCAGGAGUAACUCCAGAUGAAUCUUCAGAGAUAUGUGUAGUACAUACUUUUGCAAUUCAAACACACUACUAUAACGAUGGCGGUUAUUAAAGAGGAGAUUGAAGACACGAGUUAUUCAGAAACAUGCAGAGUGAAAGAUGAAGAUACAGAAGAACAGAGAGAUUUGAUGGUGAAAGAAGAAAAUGAAAACCUAAAAGAUGAGAAGCACCAUGAAUAUCAGAAUUCCUCUGAAUUCAAUCCUGCAGAAAAAGCUUUAAGUUGCUCACAGAGUGAUGAGCAUUUGAACCAAGAGCCUUCAUUAACCUGCCCUGAAUGUGGAAGGAGUUUCAAACAAAAACAUUUCCUGACCAGACACAUGAGAGUUCACACUCCAAAGAAGCCCUUCACGUGUGUGGAGUGUAGAAAGAGUUUCUCACACAACGAAAGGCUAAAUACGCACAUGAGAAUCCACACCGGAGAGAAGCCGUUCACAUGUCCUCAGUGCGGAAAGAGAUUCACACAGAAAUCAAACCUGAACACUCAUGUGAAGAUUCACACUGGAGAAAAACCCUUUGUGUGUCAUCACUGUGGAAAGAGCUUCACCUACAAAGGAAACCUUAAUAUGCAUGUGCGAAUUCACCGAGAGAAGCUGUUCACAUGCCCUCAAUGUGGACUGAGUUUCACCGAGAAAAAACUCCUUAAGAAUCACAUACGAAUUCACACCGGAGAGAAACCCUUCACGUGUCUUCAGUGCGGAACGAGUUUCACGCGGAAAAGCAACCUGAUGAUUCACAUGAGGAUUCACACUCGAGAGAAACCCUACAAGUGCUCACACUGUGGAAAGAGCUUCGCUCAGUCAAGAUCCCUGAAAACCCACGAGCGACUGCACGCCGCAGCGAAGCCGUAUCACUGCGCUUCAUAUUUGAUGGUGAAAGAAGAAAAUGAAAACCUAAAAGACGAGAAGCACCAUGAAUAUCAGAAUUCCUCUGAAUUCAAUCCUGCAGAAAAAGCUUUAAGUUGCUCACAGAGUGAUGAGCAUUUGAACCAAGAGCCUUCAUUAACCUGCCCUGAAUGUGGAAGGAGUUUCAAACAAAAACAUUUCCUGACCAGACACAUGAGAGUUCACACUCCAAAGAAGCCCUUCACGUGUGUGGAGUGUAGAAAGAGUUUCUCACACAACGAAAGGCUAAAUACGCACAUGAGAAUCCACACCGGAGAGAAGCCGUUCACAUGUCCUCAGUGCGGAAAGAGAUUCACACAGAAAUCAAACCUGAACACUCAUGUGAAGAUUCACACUGGAGAAAAACCCUUUGUGUGUCUUCACUGUGGAAAGAGCUUCACCUACAAAGGAAACCUUAAUAUGCAUGUGCGAAUUCACCGAGAGAAGCUGUUCACAUGCCCUCAAUGUGGACUGAGUUUCACCGAGAAAAAACUCCUUAAGAAUCACAUACGAAUUCACACCGGAGAGAAACCCUUCACGUGUCUUCAGUGCGGAACGAGUUUCACGCGGAAAAGCAACCUGAUGAUUCACAUGAGGAUUCACACUCGAGAGAAACCCUACAAGUGCUCACACUGUGGAAAGAGCUUCGCUCAGUCAAGAUCCCUGAAAACCCACGAGCGACUGCAUGCCGCAGCGAAGCCGUAUCACUGCGCUUCAUGUAGGAGGAGAUUCAGUUCAUCAAGAAAUCUACAGAUUCAUAGAAAAACACGCUGCUCACUGGCCAAAGAAAUGAACACCAUCAACACACUCGCCGAUGCGGAAUCAGGAGCAGUUUGGAGAAGAAAAUCCCCAAACAAAUCUGACAUUACACACCCAUCGGAAAAAACAGAGGAAAGUCCAGAACUGAAUGAAGCGCCGUGGAACCGUGAAUCUGACCAUCAGUAUCAGAAACCUCAGCAUAUCACAGCUGGAGAAAAACCACUGAGUCCAUCACAGAGCGCCGGUCAGGAGCGAACUACAGCGAGCCCAGCGCGGCCGUUCACGUGCCUUCAGUGCGGGAAGACCUUCAAACGAGCCACGGAUGUCAAAGGUCACCUGCGCUAUCACUCCGGCGAGAGGCCGUUCACCUGCGACCAGUGCGGGAAAAAAUUCAUCCUGGCGUCGCACUUAAAAACACACCUGUCCAUUCAUUCAAACGAGAAGCCUUUCUUGUGCUCUAUCUGUGGCAAGAGUUUCUCGCGCCUCUGCACUUUCAAAGAUCACGAGAACAUCCACACCGGCGUGAGAGCGCACGCUUGCUCCGAGUGCGGGAACGCCUUCAUCACGGCCAACGCACUGAAGAUGCACCAGCGCGUUCACACCGGAGAGAAACCCUACAAGUGCUCGCACUGCGGCAGGAGCUUCAGUCACUCCGGAGCGCUGAAGAGACACGAGCGCGUUCACACCGGAGAGAGACCCUACCACUGCCCUCUGUGCGGCAGGAGAUUCACUCAGUCCAGCAAUCUGCUGACCCACGUCAAGAGACACUGUCCGAAGUCACGCUGAUCAAACCAGCACCACAUGAAGAUACAGUGACAGCGUUGUAGCACUCGAGACCGGUCUCGGUCUCAGACUCAGAGGACUCAAGACCACAACUGCGGGGAUAUCACUAAAUUGUCUGAUUUAUUUACAACCAUCAUUUGAUGUAAAACUUCCUGCUUCAAAUGCAAUCAAUAACUAAUUAAAUAACUAAAUAACAAAAAUAAAUUAUUUGAUUUAUACCA